AUGAACCAAUCAACAGUUCAACUUAUUAACGUUCAACUACAAAAUAAUAACAGCCAGCCACAUGGUCCUCAGAAUAUCGGAAGACAUCAAAACACUAAUGGCCACCUUCAAAGAGCCUCAAAUACCGGUAGAACCCAGAAUCUAUUCAACAAUAUUUCCAUUGCAGUUCAAAGUUACGCAGAUCUAGUUGAAGGCACAUAUCCAUUCACUAGAACCCAAAGUAUAGAAAAUCCACUACCACAAAGUGUCCAAUUUUCAACGGA
This is a messenger RNA of Racocetra persica, 263 nucleotides long. The record is from the annotation of a GenBank genome assembly. Lineage: Eukaryota; Fungi; Glomeromycota; Glomeromycetes; Diversisporales; Gigasporaceae.